Nylanderia fulva is the source of this 1847-nucleotide messenger RNA. Lineage: Eukaryota; Metazoa; Arthropoda; Insecta; Hymenoptera; Formicidae. The record is from RefSeq and is a predicted model, not a curated record.
CGUGUACGUGAAAAGAGUUCCUUAUAGUUUUCCAUUUCCUUUUGAACCAUAUAUAUUAUUUAUGACUCGUCGCGAUUGAUAAUUCUUCAUCCGCAAAUUGUGAGACUCCUUGGACUUCUAUUAUUGAACUGGAUCCAUCGGUUGGAUAUGAAGAAGGUCAGGAUACAAAUUCGAUCAGAUGCAUCGUCGUAUUCAAAAGUAGGAUGUUGGAGUAUCCUAAAAAAACAAGCGGCUGAAUUUUGCUCCAACACCGGAUUACAUGGUUACAAGUACAUCAGCCAAACUGAACGUCCCAAAGCGGAAAGGAUUAUUUGGGCGAUAACGGUACUUUCGUCAUUAUGCUGUGCUAUAGUUUUAAUGAAUAUGUCUUGGAAUUAUUAUGCCAGUCGUCCUACGCUGACAGUCAUUGAAUCGACGCAUUAUGGAAUAUGGAAUUAUCCAUUUCCUGCAAUAACAGUAUGCAAUAUUAAUCGCAUAUCUUACAACUUGACUAAGGAGUUUGUCAAAAAUUUGAAAACACCACCUAAUAUGUCAAAAGAAUUUCUUAUUCAAGAAAUGCGAUUAAUAAACGAAUUGUUAAUACCUGGAACAUUCGGACAUGAUGUCCAGAAGAAUCUUACUCGUUUACAAUAUAUUAUAGAUGAUAACCGAAUGUCCAUUCUUGAUGUAGUAAAAUUGAUUUCGCAAAAUUGCAGCACUCUAUUGAGAUUAUGCAGAUGGAAAGGCACGCUUGAUCGAUGUGACAGAUUCUUCAAGCAAAGCUUUUCACGGGAUGGCAUGUGCUGCAGUUUUAAUUAUUACAUUUUUCCAGAAAUAACAGAAGAAAAGUAUGAACACCUUUUUUACAAAGAAAUUUUGCGUUAUAGGCAUAAUACUGAAAAUUUAAUGCAGCGAAGUGCUUCCUGCGGGUUCGAGACUGGAAUGUCUAUGAUAAUAAAUGGUAACCCUGAUGAUUAUCACGCCACUAUUCUCGGAGCAUAUGGAAUAAAGGUCAUGGUACACCACCCGUUCAAUUAUCCAGAUUUUAAUGCCGAAAUGCAAUUAGUACAAUUAAAUAGCGAACAUUUCGUGAGUAUUAACCCCUCGGUAAUGUAUUCAAAACCCGAAGUGAAGAAUUUGGCGGUUUCUACACGAAAAUGUAUAUUUACCGAUGAGGCAAACAAAAUAUUAUAUUCAAAAGUCAAAGCUAGAAAUUUAACUUUCGCGACGUAUUCAUAUCACAACUGCAUUGCAGAAUGUCGAGUUACUUUUACAAAAAUAAAGUGCGGUUGCAUCCCUUAUUACUUUCCACAAAAUAGUACCAGAAUAUGUAAUCUCAGAGACGUCCAAUGUUUAAAAAGAUAUAAGUCGAUUUUCGAUACUUCAUGGCCAAUGAGUCAACAUGACCAAAAUCUAUCAAAAUCUCUCCAAGAAUUAAGCAGUAUUAAAAAAGGACCUUGCGGAUGCAUACCAGAUUGCUCUCUGCAUCAUUAUUCUGUAGAAAGCUCCUUUGGAACGCUUGAUCCUACUCUUUAUUUUAAUGAAGAAGGUUUCUCAAAGAACCCUCGUAAUGCCACCAGCAUGCGCAAUCAUAGUAUAAUACAUGUAUUCUUCAAUGAUUUAGUCGCCUUUCAAUAUCGACAAUCAGUCAAUUAUAGUUGGCGUAAUUUGUUCGCAUCAUUCGGCGGUUUACUCGGAUUGUUUGCUGGUUUCAGCCUCAUGUCAAUCUUUGAAUUUCUAUAUUUCUUUGUGAUACGCACAAUAAUUGAGGCAUACUUCAAUUCAACAAAACACAGAAAUGUGCAAUAACAUACUAAUAAACUCUAAUUAGAAAUAAUUAACAUCAGAAGCAAUUGCCACAAUAAUUC